AUAAAUAAUCCAUGUCCUAGACCACCGGCCAAAACAAAUGCGGAUAUUCGAACAGCAUCUAGAACUCACUCCAUUGAACUGGUUUCAAACAUGAGGCUCGUACAAUAGUCAUAAGAGUUUCAGUGGCCAAAAACUCAGCCAUGACUUAGCAUUACCUAAAACCACGGUACUAGUAGGAUGUAUACUACAGCGGACACCUGAGGAAUGAACCUGUGGGGGGGUACUGUGAGGGAAGAGCCAAUGAGAGAUAAGCAACAAGUCACUAAGCGAUUGGAAAUCCAUGAUGCAAGACCCGAAGAGGCUUAGCGCCUGCUGACCGGGAUCUUUGUAAGCUCCAUCUCAUCGUUGAUCUACUGCAAAGAUGCCAAUAUUGAGAUGCUUAUCAGCCGAUUAUAAGACUUGACUAAACUGUCGUGUUCUAAUGGCUCCAGUUUUUUCUACAAGUUCUCGUUCAUCAUCAAGCCAGUAUAAAUAUCCCCCCCCCAGCGCCGAUGAGACUCCUUCUGUCGUUUUCAAUCGCAAUCACUGCAAUCAUCCUAUCGCUAUAUUCUAGCCAUCUUAAAGCGCUAGUGUUCCAUAUACAACAGAAAGUGUCCACCCGACGAAACAGCACCACAACCACCCCAAUUCUUCCAGAACAAAACAACGCAGACUCCUUCCCAGUCACUAUAACACUCCCAACCAAUAAAAUGGCUGUUCCUCGCGCAAUCCGCCAAGUAUUCCUAGCCAUCGAACAAGCCGAAGGCGCCGGGGCCCGAGUCCGCCGCUCAAUUGGCACCCCCAAGCUCCGCAAUUUCAGCCCGUUCCUCAUGCUCGACCACUUCACCGUCGGUAAAGGCGCCGGCUUCCCCGACCACCCCCACCGCGGCCAAGAGACCAUUACCUACCUCCUGUCUGGCGGGGUCGACCAUGAAGAUUUCGCCGGCAAUAAGGGCACUAUUGGACCCGGCGAUUUGCAAUUCAUGACCGCCGGUCGCGGAAUCAUGCACGCCGAGAUGCCGCACGAGAAUCCCGACGGUAGCCCCAACGUCGGCAUGCAGUUGUGGGUCGAUCUCCCGAAGCAUCUCAAGAUGUGCGAGCCGCGCUACCGGGAUCUGCGCGCGACGGAGAUUCCCGUUGCGACUGUGGAUGAUGGUCGCGUGACGGUCAAGGUUAUCUCCGGGCAGUCGCAUGGGGUUGAUUCAGUACGUGAUCUCGCCUACACGCCCGUCUGGUUGCUUGAUGUCACGAUUCAGCCCGGCGGGCGUAUUGCGCAGCCGCUGCCUAAGGGGUGGAAUGCUUUUGCGUAUACCCUUUCCGGGAAUACGGUGUUCGGUUCGAAUGAUGCGACCAAGGUAGUCAAGGAGUUCCAUAAUGUGGUUCUUGAGCAAGGCGGAGAUUACGUGGAGGCUUCGGUGCCGGAUAAUGCGGAGUCGGAGUCGCGGUUUAUUCUGGUGGCCGGUCAGCCCUUGGACCAGAAGGUCGUGCAGUAUGGUCCGUUUGUGUUGACCAGCCAGGAGGAGGUGUACCAGGCUAUGGUGGACUAUCAGACCGCAUCCAAUGGGUUCGAGAGAGUUCGUGGAUGGGAGAGUGAGAUCGGCAAGCGAAUGGCGUUCUAGAUUAUCAUGGGUUUGAUGAGAGUUUUCUGUACUGUAUGACGAUACUCAAUGUGGCGUUUAUUUGUUAUCUGCUGUAAACAUUGAAAAUGUUGUGCAUGGAUACGGUGUUUUAAGAAGUCCAAUUCCAAUAGAAGCUUAAUAAUGUUUGAUGAUAUCUCCACCGUUUCGAGGAGGCUGUGCGAAAGAAAUCGGUAGACAUAACGGGAUGAGUUUUUUCGAUUCAUAACAUAGAUUUGAAUUGAUAUCACUGGUGCACAAGCCAAAAAGAAUAAACAAGUCUAGGAGAUGCGAGAUUAAAAGAGGAAAGAGAAUGGUUCCGGCCCCUGUAAAGAAAAAAAAAAAAAAAAA
Aspergillus alliaceus is the source of this 1946-nucleotide messenger RNA. RefSeq names its product pirin family protein. The transcript has a single exon. Lineage: Eukaryota; Fungi; Ascomycota; Eurotiomycetes; Eurotiales; Aspergillaceae. The coding region runs from base 492 to 1598 and encodes 368 amino acids. The record is from RefSeq and is a predicted model, not a curated record.